AUGGUCGGUGUACCAACAAGCAAAGGAUGUCUCCUGUGCCUCCAGCGAAGCGUCAAGUGCGACGAAGAGCGACCGAGCUGUGCCCAGUGCCGAAGAGGCGGGCGAAGUUGCCCUGGCUAUGUACGACAGAUGAAGUUCGUGGACGAAGGGCCCAAAAUACGGCGAAGCACACGAAAGGAUAAACUUUCUAUAAGAGCGCUAUCACUAAAGACAGCUGUUGGUCGUGCCGACCAAGAUAAUGGCGAUGCCAUUCGCCGCUACCGAAUAGCAAAGCCUGAUGUUAGGGACCAGCCAAGCAGCUUGAAAGCGGAGCGAGACCAAAUCCUCUCUUCCUUCGUGUCAGCCAUGUUUCCGCUAGGGUCCGCCACGGUGCAGACUUCGUUUCUCGGCAGCUGGCUAUGGCAUCUUCCACCUCGCUUGGGUAGCAGCGCAGUUCUGGACUACGCUGCCUUGUCAGUAUCCUGGUCUUACUUCGCAAAGCUAUAUGGUGAUCCCCUCGCACUGAGGAAAGCCGAGAAUGCUUAUGCUUGUGCUGUGAAAGGUCUGGCUUUGGCUCUUGGCGAUGAGAAGCGGCAGCUUAGUGAGAAUGUGCUCUGUGCAACAGUCCUUCUUGGGCACUUCGAGACUUUUGUUAAUGUUAGUUAUGCGUGGAUACGGCAUGCCGGCGGUGCUGCUCGACUUAUGCAGCUUCGGGGUGCUGAGCGGUGUUAUGAGUCUGCGUUCGAGUACUCAAUGUUCCUUGCAUGUCGUGGGGCAAUCGUUAGUCUAACCUCUGUAACCUACGAUGUAACUACUGAUACUAUCUUUCUAGAUCUCUGA
Molecule: messenger RNA, 819 nt
Organism: Fusarium redolens
Lineage: Eukaryota; Fungi; Ascomycota; Sordariomycetes; Hypocreales; Nectriaceae
Exons: 3
Coding region: 1-819 (272 amino acids)
Biological process (GO): regulation of DNA-templated transcription
Molecular function (GO): DNA-binding transcription factor activity, RNA polymerase II-specific; zinc ion binding
Source: RefSeq, a predicted model, not a curated record